AUGGAUGAACUUGAUUUAACAGAUUUGUAUAUAUAUAUUCUUGAGCCAAGACAUGCAUGUACAGACAGACGCAAUACUGUACAGAAAACAACAGAAAAACCUAGAUUAAUAACUUGUUAUAACUUAAGGGAUAAAAGAUACUUUCUGUUUCUUCACAUUCAUUUAAAGAUUCAGUCUGAACCAUGUGAACAUUUAUUGCAAAGUAUAUAA
Messenger RNA from Parnassius apollo (apollo), 210 nucleotides. The record is from the annotation of a GenBank genome assembly. NCBI's taxonomy places the organism in Eukaryota, Metazoa, Arthropoda, Insecta, Lepidoptera, Papilionidae.